AUGCAGCUCAUCACUGUCCUUUCUGUCGCGACCACCAUGGUCGCAACUGCCUCCGCCAGGAGCGCAGUCGCCCUCAACAAGGAGUGCGAUACCAGCAAGCCCAUGGCUCGCGUGCACAACCGCUGCAAAUACGACGUUCACCUGUGGUCUGUCUACAAGGGUGACGGCUGCCCGACCGACGAGAUGGUCACACUGAAGAGCGGCGAGACCUACCAGGAGAACUACCAGGACCCCAAGGGUGGAGACGUCGGUGUCUCUAUCAAGAUCUCCAAGUCCCAGGAGUGCAAGGGCAACUACAUCACCCAGCUCGAGUACUUCAUCCAGAAGAACUCUCCCGGCUUCAACUACAACUACCUUGAUGUCUCUUACGUUGACUGCCCCUCCAACGACGCCGACUGCCCCACCAGGCAGGAAGGCUACUACCUGAGCGUUGGUUCUCAGCAGGGCGCUGUCAAGGCGUCUGCCGCCAACACCUGGUGCCCGGUCAUGACCUGCAGCGACCCCGCCUCUUGCAACAAGAUCUCCUACGUCCUUCCCGAUGACGUCCAGACCAAGACAUGCGAGCCUGACCAGAACAUGGACUUCUACAUGUGCGGUGGAUCCGGUCCUGAUGAGGAGAGCGAGAGCAGCGCUGCUCCUUCUGCGGCUCCCUCUACCUCCGAGAAGCCCUCCUCCUCUGCGCAGGCUACUUCCAGCGCCGUUGCCUCGUCCAAGGCCACCUACGAGGAAGACUUCAAGGUCGCCGCCGCCGCCGUCACUCCUGCCCCCGAGCCCGAGGUCGUCCAGCAGUCGCAGAAGACCAAGACCGAGGUCGUCUACGUUACUGCUUACGAGACCAUCAACGCUAAGAGGCACGCUCACGGCCACGCUCGCCGCCACCAGCCCUUCAACGCAUAA
Molecule: messenger RNA, 897 nt
Organism: Boeremia exigua
Lineage: Eukaryota; Fungi; Ascomycota; Dothideomycetes; Pleosporales; Didymellaceae
Exons: 1
Coding region: 1-897 (298 amino acids)
Source: RefSeq, a predicted model, not a curated record